GAGGCCUCUCUGCGCUCCCUGCGCGGAGCAACACACACGACCUGCGAAAAAAGUCGCGUAGGAUUUUGUUGCGGGGGGAAAACGGGAUCAGUCGGCUUGGGCACGAGCCCCACGCAGGCCUCCCUGCCUGUGGCAGCCGGGGUCCUCAGCGUCCGAACCCCGAGGCCCCCCGAAAGACCAGUAAAGAAGCACUAUCCAGGCACCAGGGUCGCCUCCGCCCACUCCCGGGAGCUGGAGGCGGGGGGCGCCGUGAGAGCAAGCCCCAGGCCCGCGCCAGGCUGGCUGUUGCGAAACGUGGCGGAGGCGGAGAGCGGAGGGAAAGAGAAGACCGAGGGACUGGAGCCCUGUCGGCAGGGAUUGAGCGAUUCAAGGACAUCUCGAAAGAGAAAGCCUGGAAACUGAGCUCCAGCCUGAUCUGGGACUCCUGACGUGGCCGGGACAAAAUUCCUCCUUCAUUACAGCUCCAGCCGAGCUGGUUCCUGACUCUUCUCUCCUCUAUCGGGCAAAGAGGCGGGUGAGGAGCGCAGCCGGACCCUAACUAUUUAUCAGCCCUGGCCUUCUCUCCCCAAGCCUGGCCAGAGAAACUUGAGUGGGCCUACGGGGAGAGGUGUUGAGGGGGGUCUCCGGAGGGAAAAAAAUCCACCAGAGUUUUCCAGGCCUUUCAAUUCCCUCCAGCGCCCCCCACCCCUCGCCUCUAGUGCCUCCACCAGUGAGGAGGGGGCCUUCUCCUGGGCAGGGGCGGAGAUUUCCUGGGAAGAAGCAGGCAAGAAAGCCUGAGACUUGGGGCUACAGGGGGAAAGGAAGGGGCCGAAUGGCUGCAGACACCCUGUGAAGGCUGCCCAGGCGCUUGCCCUGCCCACCCCCAGGUCCGCCCCAUUCCUCCUAGUAGCUCAGAAAUUCCUCUCCUGGAACUUACAGAUUCAGGUUCCUGGAAAGGCUGGCCCAGAGACCUUUUCCCCAAAGGGCACAAAACAGGCCUUUUCCUCUGCCCUUUUCCUCUGCCGUGCUCACGUAAUAUUUGUGGAGGCUUGAAUCUUGUUUUUCCAUGCCCUCAAUUUAGACAUCUAUUUUCUGUCUAAAACCUCUGGCAUAGGUACCACAUAAGGAUUCCACGCAGGGAGACAGAGCAGUCCUCUAGACCAUCGUCUGGCUCUGUCCGUGUACACACACACACACUUGAACAUUGCCUUGUUGCCACUCUGGGGACCCUAGCAUGGUGAGGUCUAGUCAACUCCACCUGGCCCCUCACCUCCAGAUCCAUCCCUGACGGCCUGCAGCACCCUCAGCCUCAUCACCCCCCUAUCUUGUUCUAACCACUCAGGAUCCCUCCUCCCUCUUGUCUAUCUUGUCUACCUCUCUAGAGGCGAAUUCUACUUUCUCAUGAUGGGCACCUCUUCAGCAGUGGUGGGGCCUUAGGGCCUGCGAGGCAAGGGACUUCUGCCUUUGGUUUAGGGAACCUAAGUUUAAACCCCAUUGGUUCUCCAGUCUGGGCAUGGGCCGCCCUACCUAACUAAAUCCCUUUUCCUCAGCCAUUUUUGAAGAUUGGAAGACCAUGGAGGUUGGGAGAACGGGGCUAUCCAUUACAAAAAGCACUCUGUACACAACAAGUGGCGCCUCAUCUUUCCCAAUUUUAAAUCGAAUUUUAACAGCUAGCUCAGGGGUUGCCCCAACAGCCAGCUUCUCCUUACAGGGUAGGAAAUCCAGCCACAGGAAAGCGAGCUGGCGCUCCAGGAUGCAAUUCCCCCAUAUAGGCACCAGGUGUCGCUGUGGGCUUGUUGUCCCGGCUACCCCCAAUUCCAAGAACCAUUUUUUUUCCUCCCCCUUCCCUCUCUCUCUCACUCCCUCUCCCCCUUGGUUGGGCUUUGCCUACAUAUCGAGAUGCGUUUCGCCGGCUUCCAUCACUAACCUCCCGGAGGUCAUCAAGCCAAAUUUAUGAGUGGCCGCUUGAGUCACGUGACUCUAUUUAAGGCUCCCUUAUUUGGGAAGAGCGCAUAGGAUAAAGAAAGAGAUAUCUCCACCUAUAAAUUGUGCACUUUGGAGAACAAAAAACCCCUCAACUUCAAAGAGUCACAAAUCACCCUUAAUCAAAAAGGGUGCAGAAAUUUUUUUGGGCCCUCCCCGCCAUGAGCUCCUACGUAGCCAAUUCAUUCUAUAAGCAGAGCCCCAAUAUCCCUGCCUAUAACAUGCAAACUUGUGGGAACUAUGGAUCGGCCUCAGAGGUGCAGGCAUCCAGGUACUGCUACGGCGGAUUGGACUUAAGCAUCACUUUCCCACCGCCUGCGCCUUCCAACUCUCUCCACGGGGUAGACAUGGCUGCCAACCCCCGGGCUCACCCCGACCGCCCCGCCUGCAGCGCCACGGCCGCUCCGGGACACGCUCUGGGCAGAGACGAAGCGGCUCCUCUGAACCCCGGGAUGUACAGUCAGAAGGCGGCUCGCCCGGCGCUGGAGGAGCGAGCUAAGAGCAGUGGGGAGAUCAAAGAGGAGCAGGCGCAGACAGGGCAGCCCGCCGGACUGAGCCAGCCACCGGCCCCGCCACAGAUUUACCCGUGGAUGACCAAACUGCACAUGAGCCACGAGACGGACGGCAAGCGGUCCCGAACCAGUUACACGCGCUACCAGACUCUGGAACUCGAGAAAGAAUUCCACUUUAACCGCUACCUCACUCGCCGCAGGCGCAUAGAGAUCGCCAACAACUUGUGUCUCAAUGAGAGACAGAUCAAGAUCUGGUUCCAGAACCGCAGGAUGAAGUGGAAGAAAGAUUCCAAAAUGAAAAGCAAAGAGGCUCUUUAGAGGCAGCGGGGGAGGCCCGCAUAGAGCGCCCCUAGCCGGCUCCGGUCCCUGCGCCUUUCCUUUUCGCCUUUCCUUUCUAUAUUUUGGGGCGGGGGCAGGUGCUGGAGCACUGGGCUUCCGGGCCUCACAGACAAAAGCGCUUUUCCUUGGCAUUCCGCAUCCCCACCGACCCAGGGUUCCCGCGGGGUUGCCCACGCUGCCCCGUCUCCCCUCAUCUCGGCUCAGCUUGGUACCCGGGGCCCAGGGCAAGAUCCGCAGGGCUUCCCCGGAGGGCUGCGACGUACAGGCUGGCGCUGAACGAACCUUGGCCUGGGCCAUCUCUCCCGGCUCCCAGCCCCAGCGCGGCCCUCCCAAGUUAAGGUGGGCCCGGCCGGCGCCACAGGACCCUCGCCCGACCCUCCAGCUUCGCCCUCUCCUUUGUUCCCGGCUGGGCGGGUUAGGCAGCCGCAGGCUGAUGAGAGUCUGGCCCCAGACUCGGGGUGCUUUCUUGUAGCAACUAAACUAGAUUUUCACUUAUUAAUUAUUUGCAUAUGAAAAAAGAACUGAACAUCGGCCUAGGGCAGCCUGGGUUGCUCUAUGCAUUCCAAACCUUAUCCCCACAACCGCACCCUCCCAAAACCCGGGAACCUCCCCAGCCUGCGCCUGCUGCAUGCCCUCUCAGGCCGGCAGCCCCAGCCUGCUAGCUAGCUCAACGUUUGGGGUUUCCUGACACUGGACCCCAGCAAGUGGUCCUAGAGGCCCUUUGCUGUCCCAUAGUCCCUGCCACGACUUUCUGUGCCCUCCUGACCCAUUGCUGUUGUUCAACUAUUUAUUGACUCUGGGUCCUUCCUGAAACUAUAUUUUGUCAUAUCAAAUAAAGACGAAGAGAACAAGACUAAA
Molecule: messenger RNA, 3671 nt
Organism: Sapajus apella (tufted capuchin)
Lineage: Eukaryota; Metazoa; Chordata; Mammalia; Primates; Cebidae
Gene: HOXC5
Product: homeobox C5
Exons: 2
Coding region: 2124-2792 (222 amino acids)
Biological process (GO): embryonic skeletal system morphogenesis; anterior/posterior pattern specification; regulation of transcription by RNA polymerase II
Cellular component (GO): nucleus
Molecular function (GO): DNA-binding transcription factor activity, RNA polymerase II-specific; RNA polymerase II cis-regulatory region sequence-specific DNA binding
Source: RefSeq, a predicted model, not a curated record